This is a messenger RNA of Lingula anatina, 2205 nucleotides long. RefSeq names its product synaptosomal-associated protein 29. The record is from RefSeq and is a predicted model, not a curated record. Gene Ontology annotation, cellular component: plasma membrane; SNARE complex. Lineage: Eukaryota; Metazoa; Brachiopoda; Lingulata; Lingulida; Lingulidae. Gene Ontology annotation, molecular function: syntaxin binding; SNAP receptor activity. Gene Ontology annotation, biological process: synaptic vesicle fusion to presynaptic active zone membrane; exocytosis; synaptic vesicle priming.
GAUUUAAUUUCUGACGUCAUUCAGGAAGAAAGCGAACAGCGAGAUGGCAGGGCGCAGAGGCAAAGGUUCCAACCCUUUUGAUAGUGACGAUGAAGACGAUCCAUGGGGGUCAGGUAGUUCAUCAAGAACGUCAAACAGCUAUGGAGAUGGAAACCGAGGUCCCAGUGACGCUGAUUCCAGACGAGAAUGGCUUAUGCAACAAAAACUGGCAGCACAAGAGAGAACAUUGGAAAGCACACAGAGGAGUAUGGCCAGCUUGUACGAGUCGGAAAGAAUGGGCAUAGAUACGGCUGAAGAACUUGUUCGACAGGGAGAACAACUCGACAAUAUUGAAACUAAAGUAGCAAGAAUAAAUCAAGACACUAAAACUUCCCAAAAACACUUAAACAAUAUCAAAAGUAUUUUUGGUGGUAUAAAGAACUGGUUUUCUAAAGACAAAGAGCCACCAGCAACAAUACCAGAAAGAGAACCAAGUUCUUUGCAGACUUGGGUUGAGGGUCAGUCAGGUCGGGACGACCUCCAAGAGAGAGAUCAUAAUCCAGAUAAUCACCCUGCCAUGAGAAUAAGGAACUCUGAGGGCCGUGGGGCAGUAGGGGGUACAGGGAGAGGUCAGACACAAGCCUAUGGUGGGAAGAGGGAUGCCUAUGAUGAGCAAGUGGAUAAAAAUUUGGAUGAAAUGUCAGGGGUGCUGUCCCGACUGCAGUUCUUGGGAAAAGGACUGGGAACAGAAAUUGAUCGUCAAAAUGAACAGAUUGACAGAAUUGACUUAGCAACUGAAAAAGCAACAACCAAUGUGGAUGACCAGAACAAACAAAUGAGGAAAAUUCUUUACAAGUAAUCCAUAUUUGACAAAAGUGUAAGAAAGAAAGAUAAAGAAGAUGUCAUCUUUCUUAAACAAUUAGUGAGGAUCAUUAUAUGAAUCUAGGAAUACUCUGCCUUAAUGAAGAAUGUGGGAGUAAAGGAUUCUUGACUAAGUUCAGAAAUCAUUACUGAAUUUCAUGCUGUGAAUGUUAUUACUGUAUGCAAGUGAUAUGUACAAUACAGGAAUGUCCCUUGAUUACAAAAUAAUAUAAAAUUAAGAACAUUUAGGUGCAGCAAUAAUCUUCCAGAAAUUUUGUUUCUUUUCUGGUAGAAACAAAUUUCAUAGGGAUUGCUCAAGAGUAGUGUUAAUAGUUAAAAGUAGUAGUAUUUUAAUCAAGUAUUAACAAUAGCAGUCACUCAGAAAAUCCAUUUUGUAUAGAUCCCAUGUAUGAAGUACUUGGAGAGAAGUAUUGUCUGUACCACUCCAUAUUUUUGGACUUCUUCUUUUAGCAUUAUUUACUAAGGCAUUCCAACAAGGCUAUAUUGUAUAGGUUUGGACAUUUACAUUUUUCCGUUUUAAAAAUGCAAUGCUUUGCUAAGCAUUAUUUCAGAUCUUUCAAACUGGCCUUAAAGAGGUAUAUAUACAAAUCAUUCUUCCAUCAGUCCAUUACAAGACCAAGUCAUGUGACGCACCACUAGGUUUAGACUUUUGUUGAAAAAUCAAUGCUAAUGCCAUCAUGCACAGUUUCAACUAUUGAAUGUUGACUGAAGGAAUAUGCUGGGCAGAGGAGAAUGACCAUAGGUUACCUUCAGUUGCAGUAUAAAAGUAGAAAUGAUCUUUUGAAAAUAGUAUUCACUGGGCUCACACCUGAUUUAUACUUAAAUUGUUACAUGUUGCUUUACGGUGUAGAUAGAGAUUUGUAUUUUGUGCAACAGUCAUCUUUUUACUGUACACCUUGACACAUUUAUAACCUUAAAGGGAAGUGUUAAGAGACAAUCAUUUCAGUAGUGACCUGUAUGAAAAAUGUAAACUGUUUCUGUGAGUAACAGUGCCUUGAGCAUUAAAAUGUUGAAAUGAGCAUUAAAGCCUGUGUAACACUAUAACUAUUAAACAUUUACUCUUUGUGAGCAUGUAAGAUAUUCGGCUGUAAUGAUAAUAAUCAAAAAUGAUAUAAGAAAUAAAUAGAUAUCACAAGUCCUCAAACACUGGGGUUCACAACUUGUGACCCUGACAGGCCAAUUUCAGCCGUUUCUAAUUUUGUUGCUGCUCCCGUCUGGUUACAGUGAGGAUGUAUUGUGUUAACCUUUUCAAAUCUCAGUGGCAAGAAUUUCUUUGUAUUCUGGAUGCAAUAUUGGUGGUCAUCCAUGUAUCAGUUAAAUAAAUGUUUGAUUUUCAUAACAAAA